Messenger RNA from Clavispora lusitaniae ATCC 42720, 2679 nucleotides. Its product is annotated as Domain found in Dishevelled, Egl-10, and Pleckstrin (DEP) family protein. The record is from RefSeq and is a predicted model, not a curated record. Gene Ontology annotation, molecular function: GTPase activator activity. Lineage: Eukaryota; Fungi; Ascomycota; Pichiomycetes; Serinales; Metschnikowiaceae. Gene Ontology annotation, biological process: small GTPase-mediated signal transduction. Gene Ontology annotation, cellular component: cytoplasm; division septum; plasma membrane.
AUGUCAUUUGCCGAUAGUUUCUGGACCUAUGACUAUCAUCUGGGUCAUGAGGUUCUCUUUGAUGUCCUUUUCGAAGGAGUGAAGGAAAACGAGGACUUCAUUCAAUUGUUUAACAGACGCAUGGAUCUGGAGCUCCAGUAUGGCCUACUGCUUGAAAAUUUGCCGGGGCAAGUGAGACCUACAAGUAAAAGACACACUGACGAUGAUUAUGUGUCAACCAUAAAGAAUGCGUUUAGCAAGAUGAACGAGAAUUUCUCUCGGCAGGGGAAGUAUCAUAUCGAAGUGGCUCAGAACAUUCAAGGAAUGGUUUUGGACCCCUUUCUGAAAUGGUGUAAAGAGCAUGAGCUGAGAGUGGCGUUUUCAGAGGCAACAAUUGCUGAAAAGUUCAAAGCUUAUAAAAGCAAGAAGACUGCUUUGGAGAAGUUGCAGAAGAAGUACUUUAACAAGUGCAGAGUGUUGGAGGAAUUCAGAUCUCGCUACACUGACGAGGAACUAGCCGAAAUCCCACAAGAGGACACUAGCUUUGACAAUAGUGCGGACAAUGAAAAUAUUAGCGAAACCGAAAAUGAGUUGAAUGAAAACACAUACACUUUUGCAGGCGCAGUAUACGAUUACAAAAAUGCAAGAAAGUUGUUGAGUGACAUCAUCAGCAACAUCGAAUUGACCUCACACAAAGUGCCGAUCUUAGGUACGUAUCAUAAUGUGUCGAGCGGGAGCGCCAUCACGCAAUGGUUAUUGGAUAACAUGCCUGAGUACAAGGGAAAUAUUGCCAAGGCUGAGUCCUUUGGACAGGAUUUGAUUGAAAACAACUUCAUCCGGUUGAUUGGCUCUAUGAAUGCAAGUAAGAGCUUCAUCAACUCUUCCCAGUUUCUUUAUCAAUGGAAACCACUUGCCUUUGAGUUCACAAAAUUGUACGAACGUGAUGGCUCAAGAGCAAAUGUUGCCGAACCUACAACAGUCCUCACUAAAACGAACCAAUUCACAAACUAUUUCGAAGAUGUGAAGCAAGCCAUCGGUGUUGCUUCUGUCGAUUUCAAUGACAAGAGUCAGUACCCUAAGCUAGUAAAGCAAGUUGAAAGUUUGGACAUUGCGUACUUUGAGUCAACAAAAGAUUUGGACAUGACAAGAUGCAAAUUCGAAGAAACCGUGAUGGACCAUUUGGCGUUCAUGCAAAAAUGUGAGCUUGACCGUUUGAGGGCGGUUAAAAAAGUCAUGUUCGACUUUUUGUCCAUUUUUUCAAAUAAAUGGGCUGCUCUCAAAGGUGUAUCGGAUGAACUCUUUGUUGUAGAAGAGACCAUACACCCUCUGAGUGAUUUGAAAUUUUUGAUUGAAAAUUAUGGCACUGGGAGAUUUGAACCCCGCGUUACAUUGUAUGACAACUACUACAAUUCCAAUAUUAAACAGACAUUUGGUGUCGACCUAAACGUUAAAGCGCGUUUGGAAAGGAAAGCAGUGCCAUCCAUAAUCCAAGCCACACUUUCCUUUUUGGACAAUGCUUAUCCUGAUUUAGAAAACGAUACUGAAAGAAUGAAUUUGUGGACAGAGCCAGUCCACUUGUCAAAAGUGCACGAGCUUCGAUUCAAAUUGAAUGAGUUGACAGAUGCUGCUGAAAUGAAGGACAUUUUGAAAAAGAGUGAACCAAAAGUUGUUACGAACGUGCUUAAACUCUAUUUCAUGGAAUUGCCCGAUUCCAUUGUGCCACAUAGUUACUUUGAUUUGAUAAUGACAUUAUACCAAAACUAUCCAGCUGAGAGCCAGGACAAAAACGUUAACAAAUCCAGACUUACAGGCUUACAAAACACUUUACUGGAAUUACCAGUGUGCAGUUUGGCUACUCUAGAUGCGAUUUUGACACAUCUCAAUCGUCUUGUUAACAUCAUCAGCUCCGCAAACGAAGAUUUGGGAUCGUCACUUCGUUUGAGACUUUGCAAAGAGUUUGGUGCAUUAGUUUUGAGGCCGAAGAGAGACAACGAAGGUGCCGAAGGCAAGAAUUUACAUUCUAACACUGUUGCUGUGGAAAUCAUCCAGCAAGAAUUUGUAACCGAUCUAUUCGCUCACAAAGACAAUAUUUUUGGUGAAUUGAGAAGAAGAAACUCCAACAAGCCGCUGAGAGCAAGUUCCGCCGCAUCCGGGACUGGGCCCAGAAACUCGGAUAAUCAGCCUCGCGUGUCGGACAGCACGACUGCAUCAAAUGGUAGCGAUGCAGCGAAAUUACGUCUAGAGACUAAACUUAAGAGAGCAGUGACGAAAGCUGCAGGAAAAAAUAACCUUUCCAGCAAAGGUGAUAAUAUGUCUGGACCAGGUUCGUCAUCAAAGACGUCGUCAUCAAAGUCGCCACCAACAACUCCAGUCAAAUCCAAAUCCGACCUUCUGAGCAAAAGUAGCGGAACUGGUCUUAAGAGAUCUAGUUCCCCAAAUAAGAAGAAAUUGAGCUCGCUUAUUGAAAAGCAAUCAAAGUCGACCGGUGCUUCUACACUGUCCCAAACAGGCAACGAUGUUGAAAAUGAGACCCAUGACAGCAUCCUGCAUGAGAACGAUAUGCCGGAUGUGGCCCGAUUAACAAUGGAAUCUCUGACCCCGAAGAAAGGAGACGAAGGGGCCAGUUCGGAAUCGUCCGAUCUUCCCCCUGUGCCACCCAAGAAGUCAAGCUCUACCAAGGAGGUUAUUGUGGUGGACUAA